AUGUAUAUACCUCCCGAUCAUGGAGUCAUGGGUACCGCCACCGAAGAUGAACUCUGUGAAGUCGCCUGGUGCGAUGAAGGUCAACUAGCAGUAUCAAUUUUGUACCAGAAGUUGGUUGAAUGGAAUAAACGAGAAACAGGGAAGGAAAUAAAAGAACAAAGGCUCGAGUUUUGGGAGAUGCAAGAAGCCAUAUCGAAUUUGGCCAAACUCCUCGUGCGGAAAGAAAUGCGAGUCAUACCAGGCGCGUUCAACUCAUCUGAGCUCUUCACACCCAGCUUCAAGUAUUCCGGACUGGGUAUGGCAACUCUUGUAGUUCUGAAUUCCCAUCAAUCUAUCAAACGAGUUGGCGCAGCGCUCAAAUCGAUUCCGCGAGAACUCUGCAACCCAAACGUCGCGAGUGCCCAAGAAUGGGUCAAUGGUAGCUUGGGCAACUUCAUUCAUCGCUUUGUUCAGAAGGAGAUGGCGUUUACCCAACACAAUGGGUGUGAUAGGCACGGGCGCCGCCACUACUUCUACGUCUGGCACCCAGACCCGACCUGGCACAUAGCCUUUGAGGAAGAACAGGCCAGGAACCCUCUUAGACGCAAUUUUGGUGGAUACCAUCAUGAGCUUCAGACGCUUUGCUUACGCAUGCGGACCGACAGAGAAGCGUUGAUAUGGAACACACAAAUUGGAGGAACGUCGGUGUUCCAUCUUGUUAUACCGGCUAAUCAACCACUUGUGGUAGACACCAAAUUCAUGUUUCACAAGGCCCUGUUCCCAUUGACAAUUAUCGGAGCUCAACAUCGAGGCACCAACCUGGUUUGGCUAGCGAUUCGCCAACUCCCAGGACCUACCGACAUACAUUUACGGUCUGUGAGCAUCUUACCUGAUCCAUUGGUAUUGCAGGACUACCCUAUGAAGAAUCCCAAGUUGGCCUUCGCUUUAAUUGUCGUGUAUUUCGUUGUGGGGUAUAUGUAUCCUUUUUGGACGGUUGCUAUAGUAUUUGUCUUGGGUCGCAUCUCAUCCCCUCCGACGAUAUGGCACCAAUAUGACUACAGAUUAACUGCCGGAUCCAACUUGAAGGAGCUAGGAGAUGCCGUGAUCUUUACACGUUAUUAUGUCACUGAAUAG
Messenger RNA from Fusarium pseudograminearum CS3096, 1113 nucleotides. RefSeq lists its product as uncharacterized. NCBI's taxonomy places the organism in Eukaryota, Fungi, Ascomycota, Sordariomycetes, Hypocreales, Nectriaceae. Bases 1 to 1113 code for a protein of 370 amino acids. The record is from RefSeq and is a predicted model, not a curated record. The transcript has a single exon.